AUGGGGACCUCUGUGAGCGUCAAUCCAUCAGCCAAGUGCUCGCGGACCGGUCACACCCUGUCACGCUCAUCUGAACGUUACCCAGAAGGUGGCUCCCAGCCGUCUGGAUCCUCAGUCACGUAUCCGGAAACGGUGCGUGAUGAUGAAGAGAUGCCCCACGGGACGAAGAACAGACACUCCAUCCAUCACUUAGCAAGCACCUCCUGCGAGAAGGCCGGUGAUACCAUGAGGGUUUCUCCACUACAACUCCUCCCGAAGUUUCCUGGCCACAAACCUGUGAGAGCCAUCAAAGAGGAGUUUCACAUGAUUGCAGAAUCCCCUUUAGGAUUUCCCAAUGUGAUUGGGUGCCUAGAUGGCACCCAUAUACCCAUCAUCGCUCCUUCACAAAAUGAGGCAGAUUAUGUCAAUCGGAAGUCCAUCCACAGCAUUAAUGUGCAGAUCAUAUGUGAUGCUGCACACAUAAUUACAAAUGUGGAGGCUAAGUGGCCAGGCUCAGUUCAUGAUUCACGGAUAUAUCGUGAGUCAUCUCUGAGCAACAGAAUGGGCCAAGGAGAGAUGGAUGGCCUUCUGCUGGGUGAUAGGGGUUACCCAUGCCAACCUACACUCAUGACCCCUUACCCAGAACCUGAGCCAGGCCCCCAGCAGCACUUCAAUAUGGCACACAACAGGACACGAGCCCGGGUGGAGAUGACCAUAGGCCUGUUGAAAUCACGUUUCCAGUGCCUGCGCCACCUCAGGGUGACCCCUGAAAGGGCUUGUGACAUUAUUGUGGCAUGUGUUGUUCUUCAUAAUAUUGCCAUUAUUAGAGGGGAGCAACACCCUGCCCUACAAACUCAAGAUCCUGAAGCAGACCUCAUACACACUGGGGAUUUCCAGGAUGGAAGGGUGGUCAGAGACCUCAUAUGCCGUAAUGUCUUUGCAAAUUAA
This is a messenger RNA of Triplophysa dalaica, 927 nucleotides long. RefSeq names its product putative nuclease HARBI1. The transcript is spliced from 6 exons. The record is from RefSeq and is a predicted model, not a curated record. The coding region runs from base 1 to 927 and encodes 308 amino acids. NCBI's taxonomy places the organism in Eukaryota, Metazoa, Chordata, Actinopteri, Cypriniformes, Nemacheilidae.